AUGAACAUUAGAACUAGCGCACCAAUUUAUAUAAAUCUACCAUACCCAGAUUCAAGAAGAAAAGUUCAUAUUACUUUUAAAUAUAAUGAUAAAAACGAAUGGAUUUCUUUAAAUCAAGUUAUUGGUCAUUUGAAGCAUACCCCAAUUAUUAAGACUCUCCUCGAUACAAACAAAGAAAAUAGUCUCUAUUUGUAUACUACCGAUGAUAAGUUGAUUAAAACCUUGUUGGAGAUUGUCAAUGACCAAAAACUCUUGUUAAAGUUUGAGCCAAACAAUCCCGAUAUCGACUACUCAAAGAAUGUAGAGAAACCCAAACCGGUUCCAGUGGCUAUAGCCGUUCACAAGCCAAUGGAGGAUAUGACCAACAAGCAAUUUGCACUGUGGGAGAAAGAUUAUGUUGCCGACUCUGACUUUCUAAAUCAAAUGUUUGACUUGAAGUCGCGAUAUCCAGACAGAGUUGAGAUUGGAGAAUCCUACCCGUAUACUGCAAGGAUUUAUAUCUCCAAUUCCACCGAUCUAUGGAGUGAUACAAAGAAUCUUGGAGCUUGGGUCUAUUUAAUGGAUAAGCCAAACACAAAGCCAGAAUUCACUGUAUACUCUGAUUAUAACCAGCUCGCUUCCCACAUUAAAUACAUCAUUGAAACAACUCUCACCUCUGUAUCACAAAUCAAUGAUCACCACAUAACCUCCAAUAUUGGUCAGGGUAAAGGAAACAUUGCACCAAUUUCCUGUCCAUCACAUUGUUGCCCGAAUAUCCUGGACUCUGUAACAGUGGCAACAUCAUUAAGUCCAAACCAGCAUCGACGAUUUAUUGAUCAGCUCUUUGAUGAGUAUGUAAUGAUCACUGAAUCGAAAUCAUGUGGAGUUGAUGCAUGCAAUAGAGUUAUAUAUUCAUACCCUAACAUCAACAAAAUCAUACCAUUCAUUCCCUGUGGUUGUAACAAUGCUAUGUGUGCUUUCUGUGGACAACCAGCAAGUCAUUGGCCAAACCCAUGUACUAUUGAAUAUGUGUCUCGCGAUACCCUGAGAGAGUGGAUCAGUAUAUCAACUAUUUUGAAAACUACAACACUGUGCUCACGUUGUCAUGUUGCUGUUGAAAGAACUACUGGCUGCAAUCACAUGACUUGUAAAAUGUGUGGACAUCAGUUUUGUUAUGCUUGUGGAGGGGACUACUUUAACCAUUUAACCUGCAACGUCGAAGGAAAAUCCUAUAAUGCAGCCAAAUAUGCUAUCCAAUCACUCAAUCUAAAGAUUACUGAAAACAAUUUACUAAAGAUCGGACAGUUUCAAAAAGUCCCAACUUUUCUCGAGUUCAAACAUAAAUUCCAAGAAUAUUUAGAUAAACAUUCGGCGAAUGACGAAGAAAUCAACUUGGUACAACCAAUAAUUAAAUUAUUUAAUGAAUUAAUGGCAAUGCCAAUAAAACAAAGAAAGUUGGAGAAAUGCAGAGAGGUUGGUGAUUUAAUUGGUUCCUUUUGGCAAAUUACCAAAGGAAAGAGUAUCCACAGAACAAGCCGAACAUCCAUUAAACAUUCAAAUGAAACCGAUGUUUUAAUUAAAACAUUGAUGUGCGACAUUUUAUUAAAUGGUUACAGUCAGGUGGUUACACAGUUGUUUGUCAACUCGAGCAUCGAAUUGUUCAAGAUGGAAAUCAUUAGAAAUCUGAACAAGAAGUUGGUCAACAAAAUCGUGUUUACCAAUGACAAUAGUCCGGAUUCUCAAAAGACCUUAAGAAAGAUCAGAUUAUUUAACAAGGAAGGAUUUGAGGUCUUUUCAGUCAUGGAUAUCCCUCAAGGCGAUCAAUUGUAUGUCACAUUGGAAGGUGAAAUGUUUAUUAGUCAACCAAAGGACGAGCAGAAUCCAAAUCUUGUUGAUAGAAAAAAACAAUUGUUGGAGCAAUUAAUUCAUCUUCAAUUGGAAAGCAACAAGGAUAGUGCCAUCGAAGAGUUACAAGAUUUAAGAACGAAUCCAUUGUACAGAGAGACUUGUUUUUCAGAUCAAGAGAGAACAGACGAACAAGCUAUCAUUGAAGCUCUACAGGAUUUCAGUGACGACGAUGAUGAUAAUGCUUAUUAUAACGAAGAUUGUGAAGAAAUUGGAAUUUAUGAUAAAUAUCAAGAUUAUGUUGACAAUUAUUAA
Heterostelium album PN500 is the source of this 2139-nucleotide messenger RNA. RefSeq names its product RING zinc finger-containing protein (gene cnrK). The transcript has 4 exons. NCBI's taxonomy places the organism in Eukaryota, Evosea, Eumycetozoa, Acytosteliales, Acytosteliaceae. The coding region runs from base 1 to 2139 and encodes 712 amino acids. Gene Ontology annotation, cellular component: cytoplasm; ubiquitin ligase complex. Gene Ontology annotation, biological process: protein polyubiquitination; ubiquitin-dependent protein catabolic process; positive regulation of proteasomal ubiquitin-dependent protein catabolic process. The record is from RefSeq and is a predicted model, not a curated record. Gene Ontology annotation, molecular function: ubiquitin protein ligase activity; ubiquitin conjugating enzyme binding; zinc ion binding.